UAACUGUAUCAUGGCAACCGGAAAAGUGCAGUUGUUAUGUACUAUUCAUCAGCUGACUGUUACUAAGGUUACCGGCGAAGCAAGGCUGAAUUCUCUGUGGGAGGGAUAAAUGUGGAUCUUUGGUUACGGUUCAUUAACGUGGAAAACAGAUUUUCCUUUCAAAUGUCGUGUUGUUGGGCAUAUUAAAGGUUUCACUCGCAGAUUUUGGCAAGGCAGUGAGGAUCAUAGAGGAGUACCUGGUGCUCCUGGAAGAGUUGUAACUAUUGUGCCAUCUUCAGAUCCAGAGGCUCAAGUUUAUGGUGUUGCUUACGAAAUAGCUGAAGAAGAUAUUCCAGAAGUAAUUGAAUAUCUUGAUUACAGAGAAAAAGAUGGUUAUGAACAAAUAUAUGUCACUUUUUAUCCUUCUACAGAAGAUUUAAAAGCUUUUGAAUUAAAAAUAUAUGUAGCCAAUACAGAUAAUCCUUUUUAUUUAGGACCAGCUUCUUUAGAUGAUAUUGCCAAACAGAUAUUUUUAUCUGAAGGACCCAGUGGACGUAAUGAUGAUUAUCUAUUUCAAUUAGCUGAAACCAUGAGAAAGAUAGCACCUCACGUCAAAGAUGAUCAUUUAUAUCAGCUUGAAAAAUUAGUAAAAAAUUUUAAAAUGAAUCAUAUGAAAUCAAUAAAUUAAAGAUGUAUAAAUAUAUGAAACUAAUUUAUGAAAUGAAAUUAUUUUGAAUAAAAAAUCUUCUAUUCGCUUAAUUAUUUUUUAAAAAACUUUAUAGGAAUAAUUAAAUGUUAUUAAUGAAAGCUAACUUAUGACUAAAACUGUGUAUUCUCAAAUUUAAUAUUAUUGAUUAGAUGAAUAAAACAUACUUUUUGUUGAAACUAUUGUUAAUAAUACUGAUGUAAAAAAAGGGAUGUCAGGAAAAAGAAACCACUGUUAUAUUUAAUUAUGACUUCUAUCCUUCUAAGAUUUCUUCCUGUAUUUCCUUUAAUUUAUCUUUAUUUAUUUGUUUUCAGUGUGUAAAAGUAAUGAUCAGUUUACAUAUUCGAGAGGAGAAUUAAGA
Messenger RNA from Argiope bruennichi, 1046 nucleotides. RefSeq names its product putative glutathione-specific gamma-glutamylcyclotransferase 2. The record is from RefSeq and is a predicted model, not a curated record. The transcript has 3 exons. The coding region runs from base 110 to 667 and encodes 185 amino acids. Gene Ontology annotation, biological process: glutathione catabolic process. Gene Ontology annotation, cellular component: cytoplasm. Gene Ontology annotation, molecular function: glutathione specific gamma-glutamylcyclotransferase activity; gamma-glutamylcyclotransferase activity. NCBI's taxonomy places the organism in Eukaryota, Metazoa, Arthropoda, Arachnida, Araneae, Araneidae.